AUGGACAACAUGAAAUUUGCUGAUAAUGGGUUUUCAAAUACCCAGGACAUAAGUGUGGACACACUCUCUACAAGAUUGGCUGGCUAUAAUAAUGUGAUAGGGAAUUUCACAACCCUUUCUCAGGCUAUAAAGUUGCAGGAAGUUAUAACAAAAGAUCAUAAAGAAACUGAAAAGAAGCUAAAACAGUUCUUUGAUGAUUCAAAUUUAAAGCAUAAUCAAGAUCUUCGAAGCCUAGAACUAAAAAGAACAAGUCUAACAUCUACUCUCUCAAAUUUUCACUCAUCGUUAGAACAACUGUCAAAAUCUACCGAGCUAGCUACUUCAAUUUGUACGAAAGUUAAUAGGGUUGAGCGUGAAAGAGACCUAGUGGAGCAAACUUUAAAGUAUAUUGAACAAUGUUACAAGCUGAAAUCUAAUAUCUCUCUAGUUCAUGAUGCAUUGGAAUCCAAAAACUAUAAACUUGCGGCAGACGCUAUAGAAGAAAUUCGUCUAUUGCCCUCCUCGAUCUUUAAUUCCGCUUUCACAAAUAAGGUCGUUCCAUCUAGUAAUAUCCCCGAAUUGCCUUCACAACUACUGGAAACAUGGACGUCAAAAUUAUCAAAAAUAUUUCACGAUGAAUUCUUUAACGCUGCUAAGAAUAACGAUAUUGGACAGGUUACGUCCUGGUUUCAGUUAUUUCCGAAGAUAGGGUACUCGGAAUUGGGAGUAGAAGUAUAUUCAAAGUACGUCUGUAAUAUAAUAGCAGACCAAGGAAGAAAGAUUAUGAUGGGCCAGACAGAAAAGCCCCCAAUGUUUUUCUGUCAGGUUUUGCUACAUUUGUUUAAGAUGGUUUCUACAAUUAUAAAUGACCACUCAAAAGUUAUUGCGAAGUGUUACGGUUUACAGCAUAUGACACAUAUAAUGCGUAAAGUACAACGUGAGGCGGAUUUACAAGCAGGCUUAGUUUGGGAUACAUUUAUGGAGACUAGAAGGAUUGAAGCAAUGAUAAAAGAAUUAAAUGCUUGGGAAGAUAAUCAAAAGCAACAAGGAGGACAAACAGCGGUAGCAGAUUACACAGCCCCUCAACUUCCAUACACAAUAAACGAGCUUUCUCUACUGAUCAACGAGUUUUCCUCCAUACUACAGAAUUGGUCAAUGUACUGUAGAUUUUUUACCCUCAAGUGGUGUGAGUUUUCUAAUAAUGACACUUCCAACUUGGAAAUCCCAGAUCCUAUUGCAAAGGGUGCAUUUAACCACAAAGUCACACAAUCCCUAUACUUAUUUGAAGUACUUGUCAAGUAUCAUUUACAUGGGUCAUUUUUACGAGCACUUGAGCUGGAAGAGCUUCCAAGUCUGGAUCAAUUCCUAAUCAAUGCAGAUUACACUCAUGACGAUCUAACAAGCUACCCAAUUAGCACUCUACUGGAGGAUUUGGUGUUGGUGAUAAGAGCCAACCUAAUUGCAAAUGUGAAUACUGGGGAGACAAAGGUCCUUUCACACUUCAUUAACAGCUUAAUGAAGUUUAUUCAGUCAGAAUAUCUGAUUAAAGUGCAACAAACUAGACUAAAAGUAAUUCUUCCACGACUAAAUUAUUCGCUUGUAUUAAAGAAAUAUCAGCCACCCCCUUCGGACCAAACAGCGAACCUGUCGAGGUCGGUUUCACCUGCUCCUCAAGGCAAUGAACCGGGCAGUAAGCUGUCUCAUUUUGGGUUCAAUUUCAAGAGUGCUGCCACAAGUACUUUAACCAAUUUGCAAUCUAACCUACAAUCAGUUUAUACUGAUGAAGAGAGUGUUUUAAAGUUGCAUGAAUGUCUAAUUUACAUUAACACGCUCGCGGUAGGUGAGGAAUAUUUUAGAAGAAUCCUAAUCAAGGAGAUUAUAGAAGACCAGCCAGUCCUAUUGCAGAACAACUUCCCCUUCAGGGAUGAUGCAAAACAAAUGCAAGAGGCUUUACAAUGGCUUUACAAGAGUUUAAAGACACAAAAUGGAAAGCUGCUACAAUGGGCCAUAACCCAGCUUUUUGAAAAUAUGAUGCAGGGAAAACUAAAAAAGAUGAUGGCUCCAUUAUUCACCAAUGGAUCGGAACAAAAUUACAUCUGCAGUUCAAAUGAUUUUGAGAAUAUCUCAAAUCUAAAUGCCUUUGUGAAGCAAUGGACAAAUCUCACCCGUCCAUUCUACAAUGUCAUCUACAAACCCGCAUAUAUCGAAUUCAUCUCAUUAAUGGUUGAUUUCUUGUGCCAAUUACUAGAAGAUAAAAUCUGGCUCAUUGAGUGCAACGAGCUAGGAGCUCUAAAGCUUGAUCGUGAACUUGGGCUAUUUAUCUCUACACUAUGUGGACAUCACUACUUCCUAAAAGACAAGUUUACAAGGCUUUCGCAGGUCGUUUUAAUAGUAGGUUUAGACAACGAGGAUUUCGAUCCAAGCAGCAACGACAUUAAUGAACAAACAUUGUCUUCUAUCAACUGGAUGCUCAAUUCGCAGGAAAGAAUAAAAGCACGAAACCUUCGUGUUGAUAAAAGAGUCUAG
This is a messenger RNA of Eremothecium sinecaudum, 2505 nucleotides long. It is a transcript of the gene COG4, whose product is annotated as Golgi transport complex subunit COG4. The record is from RefSeq and is a predicted model, not a curated record. NCBI's taxonomy places the organism in Eukaryota, Fungi, Ascomycota, Saccharomycetes, Saccharomycetales, Saccharomycetaceae. The transcript has a single exon. Bases 1 to 2505 code for a protein of 834 amino acids.